Humulus lupulus (European hop) is the source of this 1112-nucleotide messenger RNA. RefSeq lists its product as uncharacterized. Bases 116 to 763 code for a protein of 215 amino acids. The record is from RefSeq and is a predicted model, not a curated record. The transcript is spliced from 6 exons. NCBI's taxonomy places the organism in Eukaryota, Viridiplantae, Streptophyta, Magnoliopsida, Rosales, Cannabaceae.
UUUCAAUUCUCUCUCUCUCUCUCUCAACUCUGACUUCUCUCUCUCUACACUUCGAAUUGUCAAAGCCAAGAUCUCUCUCUCCUCCCUUUCUCCGUCUCUCUGGUUCAGAAACGCGAUGGUGUUCUACUUCAAAGCCAGACCAGAGGCCGGGGACUAUACGAUUUUCAUGGGUCUCGAUAAGUACGAGAACGAAGAGCUCAUCAAGUACGGUUUCCCCGAAGACAUUUGGUUCCAUGUGGAUAAAAUGUCUUCUGCCCAUGUUUAUGUUCGACUGCAUAAAGGGCAAACCAUUGAUGAUAUAAGCGAAGGCUUACUGGAGGAUUGUGCUCAGCUCGUCAAAGCGAAUUCGAUACAAGGUAAUAAAGUGAAUAAUAUUGAGGUUGUUUACACCCCAUGGUCCAAUUUGAAAAAAACACCCUCCAUGGAUAUUGGCCAAGUUGGUUUCUACAAUUCAAAGAUGGUUCGAAGUGUGCGUGUGGAGAAGCGAAUUAAUGAGAUAGUUAAUAGAUUGAACAGGACUAAAGUGGAAAGGACACCUGAUCUGAAAGCUGAGCGAGAAGCAGUCAAUGCUGCAGAAAGAGCAGAGAGGAAACUGCAUCUGAGGGAGAAAAAGCGACGGGAGGAGAUGGAUAGACUUGAAAAGGAGAGACAAGCAGAAAUGAGGAGUUACAAGGGAUUGAUGGUUUCUGAAAAUAUGACAUCUAACAAACAGAUUGCAUCUGCAAGCAAGUCCUUGCAGGAACUGGAAGAGGACUUCAUGUGAGCAUUCUGAAGCUGUGUUGCUUAAGAUAUCCUAGAGGUUCCCACAUUGAGCGUCUGUUUUUAAGUUUGUGAUUCAUGGCUAAACCCCUCCCCAACCUGUUGUACCCAUUAACCUGUUAAGCAGGAAAAGGGUAUGCAAAUUGAAACAGUUAGGGGAUCAAAAUCUUUAGGGGAAAAGCUGUUUCGUGUUUUGGAGACAGAUAAUUGGGGAUUUUUAUUUUAUCUGUGCAAUUGGAUCUUGAUGAAUGAUGACCAGUGAUUAGUUAUAUAGAUCAUCACUUGUGCUUUAAUGGUCAAAUUUACCAACAGUUACUAGUAAGAAAUUUUUGAUUGUGACUUGAUUAUUUUUA